Molecule: messenger RNA, 1432 nt
Organism: Morus notabilis
Lineage: Eukaryota; Viridiplantae; Streptophyta; Magnoliopsida; Rosales; Moraceae
Product: basic 7S globulin-like
Exons: 1
Coding region: 12-1340 (442 amino acids)
Biological process (GO): proteolysis
Molecular function (GO): aspartic-type endopeptidase activity
Source: RefSeq, a predicted model, not a curated record
GCAAUAACGCAAUGGCUUCUUCUUCUUUCCAUUUCCUUCUCUUCAUCUUCGGCUCUCUUUUCUUCUCCCACUCCUUAGCCAAAACGACAUCGUUCCGACCCAAAGCCCUAGUCCUCCCAAUAACAAAAGAUACUUCCGCAAACCAUAUCCAAUACCUCACCAAAAUCUACCAAAGAACCCCUCUAGUCCCCGUCAAGCUCACCGUCGACCUCGGCGGCGACUCCCUCUGGCUCGAUUGUGAUAAAGGCUACGUAUCGUCCUCCUACAAGCCCGCCUAUUGUGGCUCCGCCCCGUGCUCCCUCGCUAAAGCGCCAUGCAACAUGGGCAUGUGCCCUUCCGACCCCAAGCCCGGGUGCUACAAUAACACUUGCACUCUCAACGCCGACAACAACGUCGUGGACCUCGGCACGCCAGGCCUGGUCGGAAGCGAUGUCGUUUCUGUCCCUUCCACGGACGGAGCCAAUCGCGGAAGGGUCGUUUCGGUAACGAAAUUCAUCUUCACAUGCGCGCCUGCCUUCAUCACCAUUGGCCUCCCUAACGGCGUCAAGGGCAUCGCCGGACUUGGAAGGACUAAAAUCAGCCUUCCUUCGCAAUUCGCCGCCGCGUUUAGCUUCAGGCGGAAGUUCGCCGUUUGCUUGAGCUCUUCAACGAAAUCUAACGGCGUUUUGUUCUUCGGUGACGGCCCUUAUAACUUCCUCCCCAAAAUAGACGUCUCUAACUCUCUGAUUUACACACCGCUCUUAAUCAACCCCAAGAAACUUCCCGGUAUUGACAUCAAACAAGAGCCUUCACCGGAGUAUUUCAUCGGAGUAAAGUCGAUUAAGAUCAACGACAAAUCCGUCCCGUUGAAUACUUCUCUGCUACGUAUCGACAGAUUAGGUCGUGGUGGAACGGCAAUCAGCACCGUUGAUGCCUACACAAUCAUGGAGACAUCGAUCUACAAUGCUGUGGUUAAUGCAUUCGUCAAAGAGCUCGGUAAUCACGUGCGUAGGGCGGCUCCGGUGGAGCCUUUUCGGGCGUGCUUUAGCUCGAAAAACAUCGGGAGUACGCGGGUGGGGCCCGCGGUCCCAACCAUCGACCUUGUGUUGCAGAACAAGAAGGUGUAUUGGAGAAUUUUUGGUGCCAAUUCCAUGGUUAAGGUCAGCGAUGACGUUUUGUGUCUCGGAUUAAUUGACAGCCGCGACGUGGUGGGGAUGAGGCAUUCUAUAGCUAUUGGAGCCUAUCAAUUGGAAGACCAUCUUCUACAGUUUGAUUUAGCUACUUCACGACUUGGGUUCAGCUCGUCGUUGUUGUUCAGACAAACAACUUGCUCUAACUUCAAUUUCACUUCUAAUGCUUGACAGCUUUGUUUCAAUUAAAAUAUGAGAAAAUGAGGUCACAAUUAUUCUCUUGAAAAUCAUGCUGUAGAAUAAGUUAUAAAGUGAUUAAUAUA